This is a messenger RNA of Austrofundulus limnaeus, 3678 nucleotides long. RefSeq names its product prominin 2 (gene prom2). Bases 284 to 2770 code for a protein of 828 amino acids. Gene Ontology annotation, cellular component: cell surface; prominosome; apical plasma membrane. Gene Ontology annotation, molecular function: cholesterol binding. NCBI's taxonomy places the organism in Eukaryota, Metazoa, Chordata, Actinopteri, Cyprinodontiformes, Rivulidae. The record is from RefSeq and is a predicted model, not a curated record. The transcript has 25 exons.
CUGUCAGUCAGUCAUCUGCCUCCCAGUCCUCCCUCCCCUCUUUCUCUCUCUCUCCUCCUUCUUGUGUUUGGUGCCAGUAGUGUGCUGGCCAGCAAACAGGCAGUUUCACAACAGGAGCUGUUCGUAUCAGGUUCCCUGUGAUUCACGAACAGCUGGAUCCCAGGUGGGAACAGGAGUCCUUCGCUAUUAAACAGAGAACAAAAAGAGUUGACACCUUGAAGACAUGUUUGGACAGAUUGGAUCCAGAGUCCUGGCGCAACCAAACUCCCGCUGACCGGUGAACAUGGGGGGGAGGAGUAGGAGAUGGAGGGGCAGCGCCGCGGCCUUCAGGGCCGUGAUGGGAGCCGUGCUGCUCGGGCUCAGCGUGGCUCGGACGUGUCCGGCGGGGGAGACCCACCAGAACCUCACCCUGCCUUCGUACCUAAACCCGGCGGAGAAGCACCGCGGCGUGGAGUUUAUGGCCUCCCUUGUCCAGAGUUUCCUCCAGACGGUCCAGCCAAACGCUUUCCCAACAGAUAUAUUCUCGAAAAUAGUCCAAGGUCCUGGCAACGUAGUGUCAAACAAAGACCUCGUAAAUGAAAUUCUGGUGUACCAGGUGGGUUUCCUGGUGUGUGUAGCCAUCGGCAUUCUGUACAUCGUCCUGAUGCCCGUCGUUGGUUUCUUCGUGGCUUGCUGUCGCUGCUGUGGCAACUGUGGUGGGAAGAUGUACCAGAAGCAAACCUCCUCCACUUGCUGCCUCAGAUGGAGUCUUUACCUCACUGUGCUUGUGAUCACAAUCAUCAUCUUCGCCGGUAAUGUCUGCAUGUUCAGAAGCAACACAGCUUUUAAGACGAGUGUGGAUAAGGGGCCCGUGGAGCUCAACAACACCAUAAGCAACAUCCACACCUUCCUCACAGCUGUGCCUCAGCAAGUAAAUGAUGUAGUGAACGAGAGCUUCAGAGCUGUGGAUGAGGUUACCAGGAACCUAGAUGAUAUCGGACCUCAGUUGGGAGGAAAAAUCCAGCAGCGCUUUAGAGGAAGUUUUGACCCGGCUCUGCAGUCGAUCACGAGUCUGGACAAAGGAGUUUUGAACACUAAAGCUCAACUGGACAAUUUGAACUCGUCUCUGGCCCAGCUGCAGUCCAGCAUAGACCAGGUCCAGGCCAACGUCACGGACGUCAAAAACCAGAUCAAUCAGACGCUGUUCAAAGUGAACUGCGUUAAUUGUAGAGACUAUUCUCAGGAGCUGCAGAAACUAACAGUAGACAGCACCAUCUCUAUUCCCAGCCUGAAUCAGUUUCAGUCUGCAGUUGAUGAAGUCAUCAAAGCGGAUCUAGAAUCCAAAAUAAAUGAGGGGGAGAGUUAUUUCAGCAGUAUCCCUCAGAGAGUGACCAACGAGACCAAAGAUAUCGUCCAAAACAGCAAACAGCAGCUGAGUGACGUAACRACACAGAUUUCUCAGAUUUCCAAAGAUCUGCAGCUCUCUGCUCUGAAUGACGUGUCCAAGACUCUGAACCAGGUGCAGAGUGACAUCAGCAGUUACWCACCCCAAAUAGAAAGCGCAGAGUUUAUCAGAUGGUGUGUGUGUGUGACCCUGUGCUGCGUCGUCCUCCUGGUGGUCCUGUGUAACCUCCUGGGCCUGGUUCUGGGCCCCCUGGGUCUCUCACCCAAAGUGAACCCCACGAGUCGCUCAUGCACGGCGGACUGCGGCGGCGUCUUCUUCWUGAUGGGUGCAGGUUUCAGUUUCCUCUUCUCCUGGAUCCUUAUGAUCGCAGUGCUGCUGCUCUUCCUGCUGGGUGGAAACGUUUACACUCUCGUCUGCCGACCAUGGAGCAAUGGACAGCUGCUACAGAUCAUUGAUUCAACAGGGGUAAUUCAGGGGUUGAACAUAAGCCAAGCUUUAGGACUUAAGACCCCCAUUGGUAUCACUGAUAUCUAUAGAGACUGUCAGGAAAACAAACCUCUGUGGACGACGCUUCAUCUGAAUGAGGUCGUUGACCUCGGAGACUUGCUCAACRUAUCCAAAUACACCGCACAGAUCCAGGCGGAGUUCGACAAAACAAACAUCACCCUGCCCACCAUCACUCUCCUGAGCCCUGAAGUGAAAAGUCAGAUUGGAAAUAUUUCUGCCAACUUAAAGAAUGUGAACACCACUGGUGCCACACAGCAGAUGAACAACAUUCUCAGCAUCAAUCUAAAUACAACAGCAGAUAAACUUUUAAACUUAAGUAAUUAUCAGCCCGAUGCAAGCAUUAAAACAGAACUCCAAAAUGAAGCUAUGAAACUGAAGCAGAUCCAAGCCGACAUUGAAGUAGUUAUCUUUCCCCAAGUGAAAAACCUGAAUUCAUCUAUCAACAGCCUUCAGUCUACAGCAAAACAAGUCGAUGGAUCAGUGGGGGAGGUGCUGAGCAGCGUUGGAGCAGCACAAGACUUGCUCAACACAAAUACGUCCCAGAUCGUAAAGACUGAAAGCAGGAAGUUUUUAGAUUGUCAGGUGGCAUACUUCACUGCUUUUGCUGACUGGGCCAAAAUCACGAUCACGCAGCAUAUUGGGCACUGUGGGCCUGUKGCUGGAGCCGUGGAUUCUGCUGAGGUCAUCUUCUGCUCCAACAUGAUGGAGCCUCUGAAUGCCUUCUGGUUCAGUCUGGGCUGGUGCCUGAUGUUCUUCAUUCCCAGCAUAAUCUUUUCUAUCAAACUUGCCAAAUACUACAGGAGAAUGAAAUACUCAGAUUGCUAUGAUGACAAUCUCAUCAUGACCCACAUCCCUCGAGCUCAAGUGAAAAUCACUUGAGAGGUGAACCAGCCGCAGGCCCAAAUGGUCCAUCACAUUACAAAAUAAAAGCCCAUGGAGCUUAUGUGAUGCAAAAUGGUAGAGAAAAUACUUACAUAGUUUUUUUUAUUGUUAUUAGUUUUUCUCCUCAAGUGAAGAAGGAAAUGAAUAUUUUUAUACAAAAUAUUUCAAACUGCACAUUUAGCCUUUUUAAAGUAACCUCAGGGGAAAAAUGGUCAUAAACAUUUUUUAUAGUAUCCUAAUCCAUUUAAUGUUUGCUGUUGAUAUGCUUUAUGUUUAUACAUCUGUAUGAACACUGAAGCUUUCUUUGUAAGGGAAUGUUUCUGUUCUGUUGGUCAUUUUGAUUUGCACUAAUACUGAGUACCACAGUUUCCUAAAAUGUUCAAAACACACUGGUUUGUCUCUCAACGACUUUUUAAGAAUUGUUUGCCACAAUUUUUUUAAUCACUUAAAAUUAUUCUGCCUUUACUCAUUGUGAAUAAGUAAUGAUAGUAUUUUUGUAAUACUUUGUAUGACUGAGUAGAUUGUUUUCUUGUUACUGAGCACUUUACCUUGUUUGUUUAUGAAAUGGGAGUUAAAGGGUUUGAAACAUUUCUGUCAGUUUUUACCCAUACUGUGAACUAAAAAAGGUAACUUAUUAAAAGUUCAGUUGGUCCUCUGUUCCUUGCCAAGCUGCUGUCGUGUCACUUUUAUCCUUACAAAACAAUAAAACAAUUUUUAUUUGUGCUUUGUAAUAAAUUGUUCCCAAAUUUAAAGUGACCAGCACACAGCCACUUUAAAUCUUAAAGCAAUGCAGUGUACUAUGAAUGAAUAAUAAAAAUAUGUGCUGAUUUAUUUUGUCUAGGCCCAGUAACUGACAAGCAGCAGUUCCUACAUGUUGUCCAAUAAUAAAGCUGCCACACUCCAAA